Molecule: messenger RNA, 753 nt
Organism: Panicum hallii
Lineage: Eukaryota; Viridiplantae; Streptophyta; Magnoliopsida; Poales; Poaceae
Product: probable E3 ubiquitin-protein ligase ATL44
Exons: 1
Coding region: 92-556 (154 amino acids)
Source: RefSeq, a predicted model, not a curated record
UCUUGCGCGCGCUACCAAAGGCACCAACCGACCGACCGACCGACGGGAAGAACAAGCGAAGCGAUCCAGGGGAGAGGAGCGAGCGAGAAAGAUGGCGCAGGUGUGGGCGGUGUCCCUGGCCGUGGCGUCGCUCGCCAUCGGCAUGCUCGGGGUGCUCGGCGUCUGGCUCUGCUACCUCUUCGACGCCGUGGCGCGGGGCCGUGCGCCCCGGACCCCGCCGCCCACGCCCCAGGCGGCGUCGGAGGAGGAGGAGGACGGCAAGAACGGGCUCUCGGAGUCAGAGCUGAUGCGGCUCGGCGGGGUCGCCGUGCUGGAGCCCGCGGAAGGCGGGGAGGAGGAGGAGGAGGGGGAGGCGCUCUGCCCGAUCUGCCUCGACGCCAUGGCGCCCGGCCGCGCCGUGCGCGUGCUCCCCGGCUGCAACCGCGCCUUCCACCAGGACUGCGUCGACCGGUGGCUCGCCAUCUCGCCGCGCUGCCCUGUCUGCAACGUCUGGGCCGCGCCGCCGCGGUCGCCCGCGUCCUCGCCGCUGGCGCCCAAGACCGGCUGGGAUUCUUGAGGUUGGGGCGGCGCGUCUUCUCUGGCGCCUGGCGCGCGGGUCAGUUCUUGGUUCUUGACGAGUUCUUGGUUGGGUUCUGAUCGUCGAUCAAGAAGCCUUCUCGAUGAACUCCCGUCGGUUUCGCACUUCUGGAGAGCGAUUCUUGAUGAAUUCUUGGCGGCUACUUGAUUUUGUGAAGGAUUCUUGGACGGGAUUGC